AUGGAUUCGCAGCAGGUUAGGCCUGACCAAGGGCGUGCGCGCGCGAAGUCCAGCGCCUUUAGUUUUCGCAGCCAGGGCUCCCAAGACAACAGCAACAACAACAACAGCAACCACAACCACAACACCAGCUCCACGGGCCCUAAGAGCAAGCACAGUCGCAAAGAGAGCGACAGCGAGCGCCGCAAGACCCACUACGAUCCCACCACCAAGGCGAACCCGAACGCCGCCAUGAACGAAGCCCAGCCCAUCGCUGCUGCGCUCGAGAAGCCCACGCUCCAGUCCCUCCGCUCCUUCCAACACAGCGAUGCCAAUGGCAACUUGAUUGGCGAGUCUUCCGAACCCGACCUCUCCAACCCCACUCGCUCGCGAUGGGAGCGUCCGCUCGACACCAUCCGCUCGUUUGAAGCCGCCAUUGAUGGCGAAUACCGCCGCCGCGCCUCGCAGAUGCACUCGGACCAGACCGACGUCAUGUCCAACUACGGCGGCGCCUCGCGCAGAUCCUCCUACUACGGCGGUGGACCAGACGCCCAGCGCUACUCUUCCAACAGCUACUACGGCAACCAGAGCCACGGACGUCCUCCCCGCGACUCCUACGACAAUGGCUACGGCCAGGGUGGCCCC
Molecule: messenger RNA, 621 nt
Organism: Macroventuria anomochaeta
Lineage: Eukaryota; Fungi; Ascomycota; Dothideomycetes; Pleosporales; Didymellaceae
Exons: 3
Source: RefSeq, a predicted model, not a curated record